AUGCAACCCAGCUACUCUCCAUCCGACAAAGGAACAGAAUCGAUCCCCGAAUCAAGAAAUGCCGUCGAAUCCCCGCCUGCAGAAGGCGACGUGGCAGCCGCCGUCCGGAGGAAAGGGGACGAUCGAGUCCGUGCCCAAGCAGGUGCGCAUGCGGGUCCCGUUGGAAGUGCUCGGGGGCCAGGGGAUCCGGGGUUCGGCGAGGAGAAGGAUCUAGUGGCUGAGAUGUCCAGGAAGGAGAGGGAGCAUCAGGAGGUCCUUGAGCAGAGGGAGAGUGCAUCACGAUCACAAUUCUCUGGUGGCAUUUAUGGGAGGGAAGGGGAAGAACAGGCCGUUGAGAGGGAGAGGGUGAGAGAGCAGAAGAUGAGGAGAGAUCGAGAAAUCGAUGUCGCUGGGGCUGUGAAGAAAGGAACGGGAAAUGUGGUUUCUGGGGAUUGA
This is a messenger RNA of Monascus purpureus, 435 nucleotides long. The record is from the annotation of a GenBank genome assembly. NCBI's taxonomy places the organism in Eukaryota, Fungi, Ascomycota, Eurotiomycetes, Eurotiales, Aspergillaceae.